AUGUCACCUGUCAAUGACACCGAAUUCAGCUCUGCAGUGUUCCUUCUCACUGGGAUACCUGGGCAGGAAGACGUCCAUCUCUGGAUCUCUAUCCCCUUCUGCUUAGUGUAUGUUAUUUCAAUUGUAGGAAAUUCAGUCAUUCUGUUCAUUAUAAAAACAGAUCCGAGCCUCCAUGAGCCCAUGUACAUUUUCCUUUCCAUGUUGGCCAUCACAGACCUUGCGUUAUCCAUAUCCACCAUGCCUACAACAUUGCGUGUAUUCUUGCUUAACUCUAGGGAGAUCAGUCGGGAUGCUUGUUUUGCCCAGCUGUUCUUCAUUCACUCACUUUCUUUCAUUGAAUCAUCAGUACUCCUUCUGAUGGCCUUGGAUCGAUUUGUUGCUAUCUGUUACCCACUGAGAUAUGCUUCUAUCUUAACCCUUUCGAGAAUUGGAAAGAUGGGACUGGUGUUUGUGCUAAGAGGAGUGGCUGUUAUAUUCCCACUCCCCUUUCUCCUUAAACAGUUCCGAUACUGUCGAGCCAAUGUCCUCUCUCAUUGCUACUGUCUGCACCAAGAGGUCAUGAAGAUGGCUUGUUCGGACAUCACAGUCAACUACAUCUAUGGCUUCUUUCUUACAGUCUCCAUGGUGGGGUUGGAUUCACUGUUCAUCUUCCUCUCAUAUGUGAUGAUCCUUAAAACAGUGCUGAAAGUCGCAUCCCGCACGGAGUGCCUUAGGGCCCUGAACACAUGUGUCUCCCAUCUCUGUGCUGUCCUACUCUUCUACACACCAGAGAUUGGUUUGGCUGUGAUACACAGAUUUGAGGAGGGCUCUCCUCCAUUUCUCAAGGUUCUCCUGGGCUACAUCUCUCUAUUUGUCCCACCACUUAUGAACCCAAUUGUGUACAGUGUGAAAAGCAAACAGCUUCGUGCGAGGAUAAUCAGGGUGUUUGUCAAGUGA
Messenger RNA from Chelonia mydas (Green sea turtle), 936 nucleotides. RefSeq names its product olfactory receptor 51G2. Gene Ontology annotation, cellular component: membrane. Lineage: Eukaryota; Metazoa; Chordata; Testudines; Cheloniidae. Gene Ontology annotation, molecular function: olfactory receptor activity; G protein-coupled receptor activity. The record is from RefSeq and is a predicted model, not a curated record. Gene Ontology annotation, biological process: G protein-coupled receptor signaling pathway. The coding region runs from base 1 to 936 and encodes 311 amino acids. The transcript has a single exon.